AUCCCCAUUUCCGUCUUCCAGAACCUUCUAGGCCUCCCUCCCCGCUAGGGUUCCGAUGGCCGCCGCCAUGGCCCGCAAGCUGCUCUCCCCUUCCAACUCCGCCUCCCGCCUCCUCCUCUCCCGCCACCUCUCCUCCCCCACUCCCUCCACCCUCCGCCGCGCCCCGGCGGCGGCGGCGGCGAUGUACCUGCUGCGCCCGCCGGCCGCCGCCUCCUCUUCCUUCCUCCUCCGCCUCCGCGUCGCUGGCGCCAGGGGCAUGGCGCGGCGGCCCGGCGGCGACGGGUACUCCCCCGCGCGCUCCGGCGGCGACCGGGCGCCCACGGAGAUGGCGCCGCUCUUCCCCGGCUGCGACUACGAGCACUGGCUCAUCGUCAUGGACAAGCCCGGCGGGGACGGCGCAUCCAAGCAGCAGAUGAUCGAAUGCUACGUACACACCCUCGCCAAGGUCCUCGGAAGCGAGGAAGAGGCCAAGAAGAAGAUCUACAACGUUUCGUGCGAGCGCUACUUCGGGUUUGGGUGCGAGAUCGACGAAGAGACGUCCAACAAGCUCGAAGGGAUUCCUGGUGUCCUCUUCGUGCUCCCUGAUUCGUAUGUUGACCCUGAGCACAAGGACUACGGAGCCGAGCUGUUUGUGAACGGGGAGAUUGUGCAGAGAUCUCCAGAGAGGCAGAGGCGGGUGGAGCCUGUGCCGCAGAGGGCGUCGGACAGGCCGAGGUACAACGACAGGACCCGCUACGCGCGGCGGAGGGAGAACCAGCAGCGAUGAUGAUGUCUAGCUGCAACUACGAGGCUCGCCCGAGCUCCUCCUCCGCAGGCGCUUGCUGGUUUUCUUCUCCUAAUCCUGAUGAAAAUGUAGUCUGCGCUUGUGCUGCUAGUCUGUUUCAUAAACACUGCUAUGUGCUAUCUGGACCGUCAGUUCGGUAGUUUUUCCCUCAGCUUGUUAUGGUUUGGAUGAAUGAUUUUUAGCGAGAUUUGUGAUGUAUAGUUACGGUUUGAACUCUGAAGAGCCAAACUGGCAUGUAGUUCCUUCAUUCCUGGUGUGAUAUGACACCUCCCAAGAAGCUGUCGGCUGCGCCCA
Messenger RNA from Lolium rigidum, 1078 nucleotides. Its product is annotated as multiple organellar RNA editing factor 2, chloroplastic-like. Gene Ontology annotation, cellular component: mitochondrion. The transcript has 4 exons. Gene Ontology annotation, biological process: mitochondrial mRNA modification; cytidine to uridine editing. Bases 56 to 766 code for a protein of 236 amino acids. The record is from RefSeq and is a predicted model, not a curated record. Lineage: Eukaryota; Viridiplantae; Streptophyta; Magnoliopsida; Poales; Poaceae.